This is a messenger RNA of Myotis davidii, 3539 nucleotides long. It is a transcript of the gene EFL1, whose product is annotated as elongation factor like GTPase 1. Gene Ontology annotation, biological process: cytosolic ribosome assembly. The record is from RefSeq and is a predicted model, not a curated record. Gene Ontology annotation, cellular component: cytosol; ribonucleoprotein complex. The coding region runs from base 87 to 3482 and encodes 1131 amino acids. Lineage: Eukaryota; Metazoa; Chordata; Mammalia; Chiroptera; Vespertilionidae. The transcript has 19 exons. Gene Ontology annotation, molecular function: GTPase activity; GTP binding; ribosome binding.
CAUUAAAAAGGGAUUUGAACGCCCCGCCCCGGAGCCCAGGUGCCCAGGUGCCCCGGCCCCGGUCCCGGCCCCGGAAGCCGGCGGCCAUGGGGCCCCACAGUCUGGAGAAGAUGGUGCAGCUGCAGAGGAACCCCGCGAACAUCAGGAACAUCUGCGUGUUGGCGCACGUGGACCACGGCAAAACUACCCUGGCCGACUGCCUCAUAUCCAGCAAUGGAAUCAUCUCCAGCCGCCUGGCAGGCAAGCUACGGUACAUGGACAGCCGGGAGGACGAGCAGAUCCGGGGCAUCACCAUGAAGUCCAGCGCCAUCUCCCUGCAUUACGCACAGGGUGGCGAGGAGUACCUCAUCAACCUCAUAGACUCUCCGGGCCACGUGGACUUCUCCUCCGAAGUGUCCACGGCCGUUCGCAUUUGCGAUGGAUGCAUCAUCGUGGUCGAUGCCGUGGAGGGAGUCUGCCCACAGACACAGGCAGUUCUGCGCCAGGCCUGGCUCGAAAACAUCCGGCCCGUGCUGGUGAUCAAUAAGAUCGAUCGCCUGAUCGUGGAGCUGAAGUUCACCCCGCAGGAGGCCUACUCCCACCUCAAGAACAUCUUAGAGCAGAUCAAUGCGCUCACGGGAACUCUUUUUACUUCUAAAGUCCUAGAAGAGCGGGCGGAGAGAGAGAGCGAGCCCCCCGGGACCCCGGGGGCCGGCCCGGCGGAGCAGGUGUACGACUGGAGCGCGGGCCUGGAGGACACGGACGACUCCCACCUGUACUUCUCCCCGGACCAGGGCAACGUGGUCUUCGCCAGCGCCAUCGACGGCUGGGGCUUCGGAAUUGAGCACUUUGCCCAAAUCUACAGUCAAAAGAUUGGCAUAAAAAAGGAAGUUCUUUUGAAAACGUUGUGGGGAGACUAUUACAUAAAUAUGAAAGCCAAGAAGAUCAUGAAGGUGGAUCAGGCGAAAGGAAAGAAGCCGUUAUUCGUGCAGUUAAUCCUGGAGAAUAUAUGGAGUUUGUACGACGCUGUCUUGAAAAAGGACAAAGAGAAGAUUGAUAAAAUCGUCACCUCCUUGGGGUUGAAGAUCGGGGCCCGGGAGGCGCGGCACGCGGACCCGAAGGUCCAGGUCAGCGCCAUCUGCAGCCAGUGGCUGCCCGUCUCCCAAGCUGUGCUCGCCAUGGUGUGUCAGAAGCUCCCCAGCCCCCUCGACAUCACACCCGAGCGGGUGGAGAAGCUCAUGUGCUCGGGUUCACAGCCGUUCGACUCGCUUCCGCCGGAGACCCAGGCGCUGAAGGCAGCUUUUAUGAAAUGCGGGAGUGAAGACACCGCGCCCGUCAUCAUCUUUGUGUCCAAAAUGUUUGCUGUCGAUGCUAAGGCUCUGCCUCAGAAUAGGCCCAGGCCUCUCACUCAGGAGGAAAUUGCGCAGCGGCGUGAGCAGGCGAGACAGAGGCACGCGGAGAGGAUCGCGGCAGCUCAGGACCCGGCGCCCGCGGGGCCCACCGCCGACGGGAGCACCCCUGAAACGAGUCCGGAGGGAGAGGAGCCGAAAGGGGGUGAGCCGCAGGGGGGGAGCGUGACCCCUCGGCCCGCGCCGCAGGAAGAAAGCAGCCAGGAGACCAGCCAGGAGACGUUCGUGGCGUUUGCUCGCGUGUUCAGCGGCGUGGCCCGCAGAGGGAAGAAAAUCUUCGUCUUGGGGCCCAAGUACAGCCCGGUGGAGUUCCUGCAGCGGGUGCCAUCGGGCUUCUCCGCUCCCCUGGACGAGCUGCCCGCGGUCCCCCACAUGGCGUGCUGCACGCUGGAGCACCUGUACCUCCUGAUGGGGCGGGAGCUGCAGGACCUGGAGGAGGUGCCGCCAGGAAACGUGCUCGGAAUCGGGGGCCUUCAGGACUUCGUGCUGAAAUCCGCAACCCUGUGCAGCGUGCCCUCCUGCCCGCCCUUCAUCCCACUCGGCUUCGAGGCCACCCCGAUCGUGAGGGUGGCUAUCGAGCCAAAGCACCCAAGUGAGAUGCCCCAGCUCGUCCAAGGGAUGAAGCUUCUGAACCAGGCCGACCCCUGCGUCCAGAUCUUAAUCCAGGAGACGGGGGAGCACGUGCUGGUCACCGCCGGGGAGAUCCACCUGCAGCGCUGCCUGGACGACCUGCGGGAAAGGUUUGCAAAGAUCGAAAUCAGUGUCUCCGAACCCAUCAUCCCCUUCCGAGAAACCAUCACAAAACCGCCCCGCGUGGACAUGGUCAACGAGGAGAUCGGCAGGCAGCAGAAGGUGGCCGUCAUCCACCAGGCCAGGGACGACCACAGCAGAGUCCCCGAGGGGGUCCAGGUGGACGCCGAUGGGCUGGUCACCAUGACAACGCCCAACAAACUGGCCACGCUCAGCGUCCGGGCCGUGCCGCUUCCGGAAGAAGUCACGCGGCUUCUGGAAGAAAACCACGAGGUGAUCCGUUCCAUGGAGCAGCUGACGUCCUCUCUGAGCGAGGGCCGGAGCGCUCAGCUGACCCAGAGGGCCCAGGAGAGAAUCCGGGAGUUCAAGGGCAAGCUGGAGCAGCACCUGACGGGCAGGAAAUGGAGGGACACCGUGGACCAAAUCUGGUCAUUCGGCCCCAGGAAAUGUGGGCCCAACAUACUAGUGAAUAAAAGCGCCCACUUCCGGAGCUCCGUGUGGGCCGGCCCCGCGGGCGCCGCCACCCAGGAGGCCGGCCGGUCCCGGGACGUGGGCAACAGCAUUGUGAGCGGCUUCCAGCUGGCCACGCUCGCCGGCCCCAUGUGCGAGGAGCCCCUCAUGGGCGUCUGCUUCGUCCUGGAGAGAUGGGACCAGAGCAAGGUCGAGGAGCCAGGAGCCAGCGGGAGCCCGGAGCCGGGGGGAGAGGGGCCCGGGGGAGUUUUUUUUCCGGGGGGAGAGGGGCCCGGGGGAGCGGCGAGCUGGGCCCCGGGAGACGGGGGCCACCCCGAGCCCGGUGACAAGAGGACGGCGCAGAAGGUGGAGCCGGCCCUGGCGGACUGCUACGGGCCCCUGUCGGGGCAGCUGAUCGCCACCAUGAAGGAGGCCUGUCGCUACGCCCUGCAGGUGAAGCCGCAGCGCCUGAUGGCCGCCAUGUACACCUGCGACAUCAUGGCCACUAGCGACGUGCUCGGCCGGGUCUACGCCGUCCUGUCCAAGAGGGAGGGCCGCGUGCUGCAGGAGGAGAUGAAGGAGGGCACGGACAUGUUCAUCAUCAAGGCUGCACUGCCUGUGGCCGAGAGCUUCGGCUUCGCCGACGAGAUCCGCAAGCGGACCAGCGGCCUGGCCAGCCCGCAGCUCAUCUUCAGCCACUGGGAGGUCAUUCCCAGCGACCCCUUCUGGGUGCCGACGACGGAGGAGGAGUACCUGCACUUCGGGGAGAAGGCCGACUCAGAGAACCAGGCCCGCAAGUACAUGAACGCGGUGCGCAGGCGCAAGGGCCUCCCCGUGGAGGAGAAGAUCGUGGAGCACGCGGAGAAGCAGCGGACCCUCAGCAAGAACAAGUAGCCCCGGGCGGCCUGUCCCCAAUAAACGCACGGGGGCCGGGGCUGCCCGGGAAACCGC